Messenger RNA from Saccharomycopsis crataegensis, 1173 nucleotides. RefSeq lists its product as uncharacterized. Gene Ontology annotation, cellular component: plasma membrane. The transcript is spliced from 2 exons. Bases 1 to 1173 code for a protein of 390 amino acids. The record is from RefSeq and is a predicted model, not a curated record. Gene Ontology annotation, biological process: arsenite transport; antimonite transmembrane transport. Gene Ontology annotation, molecular function: antimonite transmembrane transporter activity; arsenite transmembrane transporter activity; antiporter activity. Lineage: Eukaryota; Fungi; Ascomycota; Saccharomycetes; Ascoideales; Saccharomycopsidaceae.
AUGAUAGACUCUAAAAACAACAAGAUUUUCCAUCGAUUAAUUAAAGAGCUAUCAUGGGCCGAUAGAUUACUACCUUUGAUAAUCAUCUUGUCUAUAAUUGUGGGAGCUCUCAUAUCCGUCUAUGCUCCCUCUGCAAGAACUGCCUUUGAUUGCCAUUCUCAGUUUGCUGGUGUUGGUGCCCCUUUGGCCGUGGGGUUGAUAGUGAUGAUGCUGCCGCCAUUAUGUAAAGUUGAAUGGGAAAAUAUCCAUAACAUCUUGAAACAAAGAAGAGUAUACGUCCAAUUAUUAAUCUCCCUUGUUUUGAACUGGAUCAUCUGCCCGCUUCUCAUGGUGGCAUUAGGAUGGAUGGCUUUGUUGAAUGAUGAAGAGUACCGAAUUGGGAUCAUCAUGAUUGGGAUCGCUAGGUGUAUUGCCAUGGCUCCGUAUCAGAUAUUCUUAUGUUAUGUCAUUUCUAACACUCCUGAAAGUGGAUCGAUGGUUAGUUAUCAAUUAGUGGCUAAAAGCAUGGGAGUGUUUUUGGGGAUCCCAUUAGCACUUGGUUUAGUCAUUCGAAUGUUGUCGUUAAUCACCGUUGGUAAACCAUUGUAUAACAAGAAGAUUCUUCCUUUUCUUUCUCCUUGGUCUUUGAUUGGUUUGGUAUAUACCAUUAUCGUGAUAUUUAUUACCAAAGGCGAUGAUUUUAUUAAGAACAUUGGCCAGGCUUUCAAAUGUUUCAUUCCUUUAACGGUAUACUUCAUUAUUACCUGGUUUGGAACAUUUUUCUUUAUGAGAUAUAUUUUCAAUGUAAUCAAUCGGAAGACAGUGCAACCGACUGGAGAAUCAACACCUUUAUUGAGAUGUGGAUGUGAAAAGGCUUUGAAGACAGAGCCGGGGGCUAAUGAACGAUGGAAAACCUGGUGUGGAGCAAAAUACGAAGAGGUAAUAACCCAAACUUUUACUGCUGCAUCCAAUAAUUUUGAAUUAAGUUUAUCUAUUGUCAUUUCAAUUUAUGGAUAUGGAUCAAAGCAAUCGAUUGCUGCUACGUUUGGUCCGUUUUUAGAAGUCCCAAUUCUUCUAAUUUUGACAGUAGUGGCGAAAUAUUUCCGAUUGAAAUUUUUAUGGAAUACUGAAGAUGAAUUUGUUUGUGUUGAAGAUGAGCUGCAGAAUACUGAAGGUAAAUUAAGCAAAUAUUGA